This is a messenger RNA of Chenopodium quinoa (quinoa), 1209 nucleotides long. RefSeq lists its product as uncharacterized. Bases 1 to 1209 code for a protein of 402 amino acids. The transcript has 2 exons. NCBI's taxonomy places the organism in Eukaryota, Viridiplantae, Streptophyta, Magnoliopsida, Caryophyllales, Amaranthaceae. The record is from RefSeq and is a predicted model, not a curated record. Gene Ontology annotation, molecular function: protein binding.
AUGGCAUCCAAAAUUAGUUUAAGUGUCGUGCCCAAAAACGAUUCGUAUGAUGAAGAAAAAACAAGAAUCAUGGAGCUUCCAAAAGAAUUGUUGACAGACAUAAUAUGUAGACUUCCAAUUAGUAGUCUUUAUAACAUGAAACCUUUAUUGUUACACAAUAAAGAGUUUCAUAGUAUAAUUUCAGACCCAAAGUUUCCUCAAUUUUAUCAAACGUACGAUAAUAUUCAUCCAUGUAGUUUCAUAGCGUAUACAUCAUCGUUGUAUGAUACAAGGAUGUCCUUAAUUGAGUAUGACUCCAAUCGUAACGACUUCAUCAUAACCCGUCUUAACAUGGAAUUCGUACCUGCAUUUAGUAGAAAGGAUAUGAUGAUGCUGCAAAGAAUUGAAGUUUUGGCUUCGUGCAACGGUUUGUUCCUUGUAAGGUUAUGGCGGUAUGAUGAGCAUUAUUAUUAUAAUGCUCGUGCUGAGACGUUCAUGUUCCUUGUAGAUCCUAUCAAUCGUCGUUACCUCACGAUUCCUCAAAUUAUUGAAUUAUCAACAACAAGGAGUUUAGAAAGGUAUGCAUUUGGUUACGUCCCUAAAAUAGGAAAAUAUAAGGUGGUCAGAUUUUUGGAGAAAAGCUAUGAGAUCCUCACAAUAAACAACAAUAACAAAUUCGAAUGUACAAAUUGGAGAAAAAGAAUCAUUACUCAUGAUCAUCCGUUAUAUCGCGAGUACACUGAGAAUGAUACUAUUCAUAAAUUUAAAAAUCCAGUGGUUUGGGAAGGUUCUUUGUAUUGUCUUGUGGAUCGAGACACUAAAAUUCUAAAGCUAGACAUGGAAAAGGAGGAACUUGAGUUAGUCUUUACGCCAAGUGUCAUGCUCGAAUCGAGUUUUUACGUAGGGUCUUUAGGUGUGUUGGGAGAGUCUCUCUACAUAGCUAUAAACAGGUUUGGCGAUGAAAAUGUGGAAGUUUGGAUGAUGGAAGAGUCUUGGAGAAAGGCGUUUGUAAUAGGUGAAUCUCAAUGUAAUAAGUUUGAUUAUCCAUUUAAGAUUAUUCGAGUAUAUGAUGAUGGAAAGAUUUUGAUCUACUCCUCUAAUUCUAGAAAGUUGUAUCUUCUUGAUCCGAAAGAUGAAAGGAGUGAAGAAAAGUCUAUUGAGAUACAAGGAAUGGGUUUUAUGGAUGAUAUCAAAUUUGUGCCUAGUUUCCUGCCUUUAAAACAUGUAUGA